UCUUUCGUCCCGCUGUCGUGAAUUUCAAAUGAAUCCAGCAGUAAUCGCAGACGUCGCGGAACGAAAUCAAAAGCCAUCGUCGUCGUAGUUUAGAUAAUUUGAGGAUUGCAAAUUAUUCGAAUCUGUGCUGCUAGCCGUGAGAAGGAGGAACAUUUUCCAGUUGGUUUGAGUGUGUCGAAUAACUUGAUUUGUGAGGACAGCAUUUUAAGUUCAAAUUGUCAUUAAAGAAAAGAGCGCGUCAUGAGUGGACCGAUUUUUGGUAGUAGCAGUGCCCUCGGAGGGAGUUCGGGUGGCAAUCGGCAUCUAGUGGAAUUCCGGGCCGGGCGGAUGAAUUUGGUCAACAAAAUGGUCCACCCAGACAACCGGAAGGGAUUGGUGUACGUCUACCAGGCGGAGGAUGGAUUGAUGCACUUUUGCUGGAAGGAUCGCACCACCGGAAAUAUAGAAGAUGAUCUGAUCGUUUUCCCUGACGAUUGCGAGUUCAAGAAGAUCGAAAACGUCAAGAACGGUCGGGUGUUCCUGUUGAAGUUCAAGAGUUCUAGUCGACGAUUAUUUUUCUGGAUGCAGGAACCGAAAACGGACAAAGACGAGGAGUGGUGCCGAAGGAUUAACGAGGUGAUCAACAAUCCGCCGUCCACCAACAGUCUGGGGGGAUCGGGCCGGGGAGGUGGCAGCGAUAACGGCGAUUUGCAGUAUCUGAUGCAGAACAUGUCCCAGCAACAGCUGAUGCAGUUGUUUGGCGGCGUUGGCCAAAUGGGUGGUCUGAGCAGUCUGCUCGGAUCGAUGAGUCGUUCUUCGUCCGGCAACUCCAGCAGCCGUACCAGUGCUACCACCCCGUCCAGCCGCAGCACCCUAUCAUCGAGCAAUGCGGGCAAUGGCAGCACAGCAGCCACCACACCAACAGCGGCCUCCAACUCGCCUUCAACUCCGCGUGCUCCCCGUAAGAAUGCUUCCGAUUCAUCCAAGACUACUACCACCGCAGCUGCAGCCGCCACGCCCAUCGGAGGUAAUGGCUCCGGAGAAGGAAUCGGUGCAGCCGCCGCAGGAGGCAACCGAGUCAGAUUGGCCGACCUGCAGAACUACCUGGCCGGAAUGAGCCCUGCCGCUGCCGGUGCCGGUCAAAGGCGCAAUGUCGAUCUUUCUACUACUGUGAACUCGGACUGCCUCGCAUCGGUCAUGACGGAUCAAGAGAAAGUAGAUGCCCUGAUCGAACACCUGCCCCAGAUCGAAGGCGAUGAAAACAAGAAACAGCAACUGAAGGAAACCCUAGCGUCGCCCCAGUUUCAGCAAGCCCUGUCUAUGUUCUCUAAUGCCCUGCAAUCCGGUCAACUGGGCCCUGUGGUCUCGCAGUUCAGGCUGAGCGAAGAAGCAGUGGCCGCGGCCAACAGCGGAGACCUGGAACAGUUUGUGAAGGCACUCGAGAAUGCCCACAAGAAGGCCACCAGCCCAGACGCCGAGAAGAGCAAAACAACUGCGGUGGAAAAGGCCGGCGACAGCAAGGAAGAAAAUGGAGCCUCUACCACGACCCAGGAAGCAGAUAAAAAGGAGGAUGACGAAAUGACCGGAUAGAUUUCGUGUUUCAACCAGUCCUCAAUGCUAUCAUCAACAGUUAAGGUUUUGAAAAUGGGGGUUCUUUUCAUUUUUUUCUAUAUUGCUAUGCAGAUACCACAAAUUUUGAAAAAUUAUUUUAGCGACCUACAUAUUUCCCUUUCAUAAGGAAUACAUCCCGGUUUGGGGUAUUCCUGACUCAUAAAAACUAUACUAGCUAACGAAACUGUUUGAGAGGAGCCCAGAAAAUUAGAGUAAAGAGGAGAGGUGCCAAUGAACCGUGGAAGCUAAAUAAACAAAAAUCGUUCUAAAAGGGAACUUAUUUUUUGCGUCUGUUUUUUUUCCUUAAAAAUACGAUUUUACCAAAUCAUCCGUAAUUUCAAUCCUUGAAGGGUGAACAUAGCGCAGUAAAAACUAUACCAACAAAUUACUUUUUUCUCCUAGAAGGUCUUGGCCGAAAGUGUAAACUACACCGCGUUUUUCUUCGGAACACUGAAGGAGAACAACAGAAAACUAAAAGAAGUUGCAUCAAGCAUAACAAAGCAUCAAUUGUAGUAGACUCUUGAUAAUUUAGAAAUACAAAAAAAAAAUAAAUGUUUCACUUAACUAUUUGAA
Messenger RNA from Uranotaenia lowii, 2163 nucleotides. RefSeq names its product proteasomal ubiquitin receptor ADRM1 homolog (gene Rpn13). Gene Ontology annotation, molecular function: ubiquitin binding; proteasome binding; endopeptidase activator activity. Lineage: Eukaryota; Metazoa; Arthropoda; Insecta; Diptera; Culicidae. Bases 241 to 1569 code for a protein of 442 amino acids. Gene Ontology annotation, biological process: ubiquitin-dependent protein catabolic process. Gene Ontology annotation, cellular component: cytoplasm; proteasome regulatory particle, lid subcomplex; nucleus. The record is from RefSeq and is a predicted model, not a curated record. The transcript has 3 exons.